CAUACAUGCUACCUAAGAUAUUCAACUUGUAUGCGUAUCAAAAAUUUAUCCUAUAUAAACAACAUGAAUAGAGCAAUAGCAGAAAUUGAGUCACAAUAAAAAUAAAUAACUUUUCAUUCUUGAUUUUUCAUCUUUCAGAUCACCAUAUCAUCGUUAUGGCUAGAAAGAAAGUGGAGCUCAAAUAUAUAGCAAAUGAUUCAAAGAGGAGGGCAACACAAAAGAAAAGGAAAAGUGGUCUGAUAAAAAAGGCUGAUGAGAUUAGCACUCUUUGCGGGGUUGAUGCUUGUGCUAUAAUCUAUACCUCUGAUGAUCCACAGCCAGAAGUAUGGCCAUCGCCAUCAGGGGUGAACCGAGUGAUCUCUAGAUUUAAGGAGAUGCCUGAAUUAGAACAAAGCAAGAAAAUGAUGUCUCAAGAGAGCUUCUUGAGACAAAGGAUCCAAAAAGGCCAAGAUCAACUAAAGAAAUUAAAGAAUGAGAAUAGAAAGAAAGAAAUGAACAAUCUCAUGUUUCAAUCCUUAGGUGGCUACCAAUCCCUUGACAAUGCCACCAUAAUUGAUCUCAAUGAUCUUGCAUGGAUCAUUGAUCAAAAUAUCAACGAGGUCAACAAGCAAAUUAGCAAGCUUCAAGGGCAAGAAGGGACUAGUAGCAAUAAUAAUGGAGUAGCAACCAUCAAUGGAGAGCAAGCUCAAGUGGACAAUAUCAUCAAUGGUGGUGUAUUUCCAUUUGUGGAUAAUAUCAUCAAUGGAGAGCAAGCUCAAGUGGACAAUAUCAUCAAUGGUGGUGUAUUUCCAUUUGUGGAUGCUGCUAAUAAUUUCCAAAAUGAUUAUUGCCCAACCCCAUUCAAUCCUUGAAAAACAAACAAACCAACCAACCAUGCUUAGUGGGGUGUGCAAUGAUGAGUUUGUCCCAUGUGGGUUGAUUUUAAUGU
Molecule: messenger RNA, 928 nt
Organism: Arachis ipaensis
Lineage: Eukaryota; Viridiplantae; Streptophyta; Magnoliopsida; Fabales; Fabaceae
Source: RefSeq, a predicted model, not a curated record